Messenger RNA from Trifolium pratense (red clover), 339 nucleotides. RefSeq names its product cysteine proteinase inhibitor 5-like. The record is from RefSeq and is a predicted model, not a curated record. Lineage: Eukaryota; Viridiplantae; Streptophyta; Magnoliopsida; Fabales; Fabaceae. The coding region runs from base 1 to 339 and encodes 112 amino acids. The transcript has a single exon. Gene Ontology annotation, molecular function: cysteine-type endopeptidase inhibitor activity.
AUGAGGUUUCAAUCCCUUGUUCUUCUCAUGGUCAUUAUGUUGGCCUCUAUAGCCAUUGAUAGAGUUAAAUCACUAGGAGGAUUUAAUCCCGUCAACAUCAAUGAUCCACAUGAGAUUGAGAUCGCCAAUUUCGCUGUCAACGAGUACAAUAAGGAGAAAACUGUAACAAAAUUGAAGCUCGUUAGGAUCAUUAAGGGUGAAUCCCAAGUAGUCGCGGGGAUCAACUACCGCCUCAUCAUUUUGGCCUCUGAUGCUUCAAGUGCUCGCAAUUAUGAAGCCAUUGUGUUCGAAAAGCAGAACUUCAAGAGCCUCACUUCUUUUAAACUUGCACAUGCUUAA